Messenger RNA from Physcomitrium patens, 1104 nucleotides. RefSeq lists its product as uncharacterized. NCBI's taxonomy places the organism in Eukaryota, Viridiplantae, Streptophyta, Bryopsida, Funariales, Funariaceae. The record is from RefSeq and is a predicted model, not a curated record.
CGGCGAUGAAGAAAUAUGCUUCCAGUUGUGAGGUUUGUAGCGUUAUCGCAGCAGCUUAAACGCCGUUUCCUUCGCUCUGACAGUGUUUUGUGUUCCAGAAGUCGCUUGCAAGUCGCUUCGGAGCCUCCGCAAACGUGUUUUGUCAGGGAAGGGAGUGUUGUCUACGUCAUGGUGAGGGAUCGACUGGUGGUGUUGCUCGAUUUCAGGCUAACUGAAAUUUCUUGUCGCUGCUCCAACUGCCAGAUACAAUCGUCUAAAUUGUGCCUGGUAAUCUUCGCGGGAGAGCUAGAAACCAGGUCCUCUCGGACAGGGUCACCUGAGGCACAUGGCGAUUUUCACGCCGCGUGCAUCGAUCGUCGAUCCUCUCAUGCUGAUGUUAUUGCCGGUGCCCUCUCCGUGAUCGUGUCACACCUGCAUGAAUCGAGACGGGGAAUCUAGUUACCAGUCAUGCAAGUCUUCAGAUCGUUUCGCCGAGUGAGCAUUCGGUUGAAACCAGCACCGUGGGAACAGCCAGAAAGGUUGGAUUUGUUUAGUUCGGGGCAUUGUUUCCAAAGACUUGAGCGAUGUGUAUAAAGUUGGGGUGCGUUGCAGGAGUGGGGAUGAACGAGGUUAGAUGAAGCCAGGACAUUGCUUCUCUAGAAUAACACUGCUGCACAAAUCCGGGUUUCGAUACACACGACAGGUGAUGCUGGUUGUUGGUGUUUUCGAUGCAUUUACAACCACAUUGAACCUGCUUCGUUGUAGUAUGUUUGUCUUCCGUCACCUUCUACGGAUGUUACACUCUUCGUGGUAAGAAUCUGAUCGAAGUCAUGAAGAAGUGAUCCAGGAUGACAAGAGGCUUAAAAGUAUGAAGAAGGAGGAGAACAAGUAUGGUGUGCAAACAGUUUCCUGGACUUCAAUAGCUUCUGGACAAGAGCAAUGUUAUCAUCUGCAAUGACUCUAUUCAGACGCUCUCUAACCACUAUUUCAUUCUUUUUCUGGUAAGCUAUUUCUUCUAAUCUAGCUAUUUUUUAUUUGGUUCUCAUGUGUGUAUAUAUGUAUAUAUGUUAAUAUAUAUAUAUAUAUAUAUAUAUAUAUAUGAUUAUAACAGCAUAAAAAGUUUAU